AUGCCGCGGGGGAGGCAGCGGGAACGCGGCGGCGGCGGGCAGCAGCUGGUGCUGAGCAGAUUCUUCGGAGCGGCGGGGAGCGGCGGGCAGCAGGGCGCUGCCCGGCAGACGGCUUCUGAAUUCAGCACAAAAAGGAGAAUAUCAACUGAAAGCAGUGAACCCUGUGAAAAGAAGACCAAAGCACGACAAGUUACUCUAGAAGACAUCUGUAACCCGUUGAAGACUCAGGAUAAAAAAGAACCUCAGAAGUGUGAAAAGCCCCGUGUAUGUUUGCAAACUCUAGACAGACUGAGAGAAUUCUGCAGUGAUUCAGACCAGCAGUGUAACAGAGUCCAGGAGGAUAGUUUUCGGGAGAAAGAAUCUCUGAGUUUGGAAAAAUGUCCCAGUAUUAUUGGGAGAAGUUCAGAAUUGAAAAACCCUCUUCAGUCUGGGGACACUAGCCCAAAGGUUGCUCAGAAGGAGGAGUUACGCUGUGAUCUUAGUCAGUUUUCUGCAUCUCUCAAGUCUUAUGAAAAUACUCAAAAUACUUCAGAUACAAAUCUUAAUAAGAGAACCAAAAGCAUUUACACUCCACUAGAACUUCAAUUCAUAGAAAUGAAGAAACAGUAUAAAGAUGCCGUUUUGUGUGUGGAAUGUGGAUACAAAUAUCGAUUCUUUGGAGAAGAUGCAGAGAUUGCAGCUAAAGAACUGAACAUAUAUUGUCAUCAGGAUCAUAACUUUAUGACUGCCAGUAUACCGAGUCACAGACUGUUUGUCCAUGUGCGACGACUUGUAGCAAAAGGAUAUAAGGUUGGAGUAAUAAAACAAAUGGAAACUGCAGCACUGAAGGCUGCUGGAGAAAAUAAAAGCUCUCUCUUCAGCCGGAAACUGACUGCUCUCUACACAAAGUCUACGCUUAUUGGAGAAGAUGUGAACCCUUUGCUGAAGCUAGAUGAUUCUGUAGAUGUUGAAGAGGUAACAACAGAUGUCCCUGAUAACUACCUCCUCUGUAUCUGUGAAAAUGGAGAAAACUUAAAAGACAGGAAGAAGGGUGACAUUAUUAUAGGCAUUAUGGCAAUCCAACCAACUACCGGAGAAGUAAUUUUUGAUAGUUUUCGGGACUGUGCAUCUCGCUUGGAAUUAGAGAGUCGAGUUUUGCGCCUGCAGCCAGUUGAAAUACUACUUCCAUCUAUCUUGUCAGAACAAUCUGAAAAGCUCAUCAACAGUAUAACCUCCAUGAGGUUACGAGAUGACAGAAUUAGGAUAGAAAGGAUGGAAAACCUCCAUUUUGAAUACAGCCAUGCUUUCCAGCUGAUUACUGAUUUUUACGCAAAAGAAGUGCCUGAUACUACAGGUCCUCAAAAACUGUCUGUAAUACUAAGCUUGGAUAAGCCUGUUAUUUGCUCUCUGGCAGCAGUAAUUGCAUACCUCAAAGAAUUUAAUUUGGAAAGGACGCUUUACAAUCCAAGCAAUUUCAAACGGUUGUCAAGUGAAACUGAAUACAUGACAAUUAAUGGGACAACAAUGAAAAAUCUCGAAAUUUUACAGAAUCAGACUGAUCUGAAAACAAAAGGAAGCCUGCUCUGGGUCUUGGAUCAUACUAAAACUUCCUUUGGACGUCGGAAAUUGAAGAAAUGGGUAACCCAGCCCCUCAUGAAGUCCAGUGAAAUAAAUGCCCGGCUUGAUGCUGUGUCUGAAAUUCUACUGUCAGAAUCCAGUGUGUUUGGUCAGAUUCGAAAUCUUCUUUGUAAGCUGCCAGAUAUAGAGAGAGGCCUCUGCAGUGUUUUUCACAAAAAGUGCUCAACCCAAGAGUUUUUCUUGAUAGUCAGCACCCUGUCUCGUCUGGACUUGGAAAUUCAAGCUCUUGUUCCAGUCAUACAGUCUCAUGUGAAAACUCCUCUAUUACAAAAUGCACUGUUGGAAAUCCCAGAACUUCUCUCCCCAGUAAAACAUUAUUUAAAGAUCCUUAAUGAAGAAGCAGCCAAGACUGGAGAUAAAACCCAAUUGUUCAAGGACCUUACAGACUUCCCUGUCAUCAGAAAGAAAAAGGAGGAGAUCCUGGAUGUGCUUUCUAAAAUACAAUUGCAUCUGCUGGACAUUCGUAAACAGAUUAAGAAUCCUUCUGCAGAGUAUGUUACGGUUUCUGGUCAAGAGUUCAUGAUAGAAGUAAAGAAUUCCCAUAAAUCAUCUGUGCCAUCUGACUGGGUUAUGGUUAGUAGCACAAAAGCUGUCAGCCGUUUCCACUCUCCUUUUAUUAUAGAAAAUUACAGACAUCUGAAUCAGCUCCGGGAGCAGCUAGUCCUUGACUGCAGUGCUGAAUGGCUAAAUUUUUUAGACCAUUUUAGUGAACAUUAUCACCCUGUGUCUAAAGCGAUUGGUCACCUAGCAACUAUCGACUGUCUGUUCUCAUUGGCCCAGGUGGCUAAACAAGGAGACUAUUGCAGACCAACUGUGCAAGAUAAUCGGCGAGAAAUAAUUAUAAAGAAUGGGAGGCACCCUGUGAUUGAUGUACUGCUGGGAGAACAGGAUCAGUAUGUUCCAAAUACCACUAACCUUUCAGGAGAUGGUGAAAGGGUCAUGAUAAUAACUGGACCCAACAUGGGAGGAAAGAGCUCCUAUAUAAAGCAAGUUGCAUUGAUCACAGUCAUGGCACAGAUUGGUUCUUACGUUCCCGCAGAGGAGUCGACAGUUGGUGUUGUGGAUGGUAUUUUUACCAGAAUGGGCGCAGCAGACAACAUUUACAAAGGCCGAAGUACCUUUAUGGAAGAACUGACAGAUACUGCUGAGAUAAUAAGAAAAGCAACUUCAAGAUCACUAGUAAUUUUGGAUGAAUUGGGAAGAGGAACUAGCACACAUGAUGGAAUCGCUAUUGCUUAUGCUACACUUGAACAUUUUAUUAGAGAUGUGGAGUCACUGACACUGUUUGUCACUCACUAUCCCUCAGUUUGUGAGCUAGAGAAGGUGUAUCCAGAAAAAGUUGGUAAUUACCACAUGGCUUUCUUGGUAAAUGAGGAGGAAAGUGCUGAACAAAAAGGAUCUGAAGAUGAAGAGAAUCCUGAAUUUAUCACUUUUCUUUAUCAAAUAACUAAAGGAGUCUCUGCAAGGAGUUAUGGGCUGAAUGUUGCCAAACUGGCAGAUAUUCCUGAAGAAAUCUUGAAGAAGGCAGCUCACAAAUCAAAGGAGUUGGAGAGAAUAGUGAAUAUGAAAAGAAAAAAGCUAAAGUCCUUUGCUGAAGUAUGGAAGAUAGAUGAUUCUCAGGAACUACAAAAAUGGAAAAGUUUGUGUGAACCUGAAGAUGAAAGAAAGGACAGUUUUUAAUCCUCAAAUCGUGCUUAAAGAUGGAAAGAAUUGGAGAUGCAAAAUAUAGGUCUGGAAACUAACAGAUUCUAUCAGGGUGUAGUUCUAAAAACAUUAAGUUGACUUUUCUGCCUUUUGAGAGAUAAGAGAUGCUGCAUUGUGAUAUGAUGCCCCACAUCCACUUCCUGAUUGUAUGUAAUUUUCUUACUCCACAUUCCUUCCCUGAAGUGUCUUCCACCCUUUUCCUUAAUUGCAAAAUGUCUACUGGCAUUGGAUUUAGUUUCUAAUAUGUUCAGAAAACAUGAAAAAUUAUGUUGGUAAAUUAUUAGGUAAAUCUUUUAUAAAUAAAAUGUCUUUUAACUUUAUUGUACUUCAAUUUCUAAAGAAAUAUUCCUCUGUGUUGGGAAAAUGUAGCUGAGUCUUGACUAUGCUUUACUGCUGUGCAAUUGGUAAAAAUAAAGAGACUUUUUUUUUUUUGUUCUAGUAUUAAUGCAUUUAAAAUUCACUGGUUUUCUAGAGCACCCCCUAAAUUUUAUGUGUACAGUGAAUUUAAGAAAGUGUGUGUUAUGUGGCUGGAUAGGAGAGUUUCGUUGCUACAGAUGAGAUUGAUGAUGGUGCAACUAGUAGUUUU
Messenger RNA from Gavia stellata (red-throated loon), 3907 nucleotides. RefSeq names its product mutS homolog 3 (gene MSH3). Gene Ontology annotation, molecular function: ATP binding; mismatched DNA binding; ATP-dependent DNA damage sensor activity. The coding region runs from base 1 to 3297 and encodes 1098 amino acids. Gene Ontology annotation, biological process: mismatch repair; mitotic recombination; somatic recombination of immunoglobulin gene segments. Gene Ontology annotation, cellular component: nucleus. The record is from RefSeq and is a predicted model, not a curated record. The transcript has 24 exons. NCBI's taxonomy places the organism in Eukaryota, Metazoa, Chordata, Aves, Gaviiformes, Gaviidae.